This is a messenger RNA of Rotaria sordida, 1413 nucleotides long. The record is from the annotation of a GenBank genome assembly. NCBI's taxonomy places the organism in Eukaryota, Metazoa, Rotifera, Eurotatoria, Philodinida, Philodinidae.
AUGUUAAAUAGAUUAGAAAAUCUGCCAAAUGAAAUUCUACUUCUAAUAUUAAAGUAUAUAAGAUGGUUCGAAAUGAUUGAAUCAUUUUGGUCAUUAAAUAAACGCUUUAAUGAUCUUAUUUAUGUAAAACUUUCAAUGACUAAUUAUGGAAUUGUUAUUAGUGAAAAAUGUUUCUCUUUCGAUCAUUCAAAAAUUCUUCGUUUCGUUAAUUUAAAGAAGAUUAUUCUUAAACAAUGUUAUUUGACGAUAAAAUUGAUUGAAAAUUUAUCAUUUCUUAUUCAAUAUCAAUUGGAUGUAUUCAUUUUUGCGUUUGAUACAGAUAUAUUUGAAUUGAUUGAUUAUGAAAGAAGAUCUCGAAUAAUUCGUCAUAAUGAAGACUCGAAAUUGAUGCUUAUGUUCAAAGAAUUUCUACGUAAAUUGUUUUCUGAUAAAUGUCAGUUAACAUCUCUUGAACUUGAUAUACCAGAUGAUCAUAAUUAUAAUGGUAUUUAUGAAUGUCUUUCAAUAAACAAUCCAGUUAUUAUUCAUUGUAUCACUCUUCGUCAUUUACAUAUUCAUUUAAUUUAUGGUUAUUUUCUUGAAGACAUUAUUAAAUAUGUACCUGCUCUUCAAACUCUUUCAGUUACAUUCAAAGAUUCGUUAAUGCAAAAACAGUUAUAUGAGCCGAAGAUGAAACGAUUUAUACCAAUUAAUUCCAAUUGGUAUGAAAAGAUGCCAAAAUUAAAAUCUUUUAGUUUAAAAAGUAUUAUAUUGAAUGAUUGUGAAUUAAAUUAUUUAAAGUGGAUAAUUAAUAAUGUAUAUCACGUUGAAAAGUUGAAAAUUGGUUUAGUUAUAAAAAAUGAAACGAAUGAAAAUAAUAUUAUUGAUAUAAAUUAUCUUCGUAAAAAUAUAAUGCCUGAUAUAUUAAUUAAUUUGCUUGAUUUCGAUUUUUAUAUUGUAUCGAAAUGCAAAUUAUUAUUGGAAACUGAGCUUGAAAAAAUAAUUGAUUCAUUUAAAAGUGAUCGAAUUUUUAUUGAUCGUCAUUGGACAAAUAUUCAAUGUUAUUUUGAUAGAGUUUCCUUAUGUCAACAUAUAUCAUCAAAUCGAAUAAUCAAACCUAAAUUAUUUCAUGGUAUUAUAGAUUAUCGAAUGAUUUUUGAUUGGGAAGAUAUUAAAUAUUUGAAAAUUGAUUUAUGUCCAUCAAUUUAUUCAUUUCUUAGUCAAUUUGAUAAAAUCUAUCCUCAUAUUAGAUCCAUUCAAUUUAAUAUAGGACAUCAUAAACAUGUUAGUUCCAAUGAAUAUUCAGUAUUUUUACAGUCAACAAUGAAUAUAAUAGAUCAUCAAUUGACUGAUAUUCAUUUUCGAUAUGUUACACGCCUUGACUUUGGAUCUGGUUUUUGGCGUGAUGGUGGUAAAUUACAAUUUUAUAUUUGA